CGUUCGCCUCGGCGUACUGAAAAAAUACUGAGAUACAUGGUAAACAACAGCUGUUCGGCGGCUGUUUGCAAGCCAACCCUGUCUCGUCUUGCAGGGCUGCAUUACCGGCGCAGAUUUUUCGGCGCGUGCAUUUUAUAAACAAGAUUUCCGUAAAUAAGUUGAGUUUUUAUCAUGUUCGACGUUGAACCGAUUAUUGCCGACCACAAGGAUGUGAUACACGACGUGGUAUUCGAUUACUACGGCCGCAGGAUGGCUACCUGUUCCAGCGAUCAGACCGUCAAGAUUUGGGACGAGGAUGGGCAGGGCAAGUGGAAUGUCACGAGCAGCUGGAAAGCACACUCCGGCUCCAUUUGGCGCGUUUCCUGGGCGCAUCCGGAAUUUGGCCAGGUUGUGGCCACCUGCUCCUUCGAUCGCACAGCCUCCGUUUGGGAGGAGGUGAUUGGCGACAAGGUAUCCGCCACCAAUACCCCCACUCGCCGCUGGGUGCGCCGCACCACCCUUGUGGACUCGCGGACCAGUGUCACGGAUGUGGAGUUUGCGCCUAAGUACCUGGGACUCCUGCUGGCCACCGCUUCCGCCGACGGCAUCAUUCGCAUCUAUGAGGCCCCGGACAUUAUGAACCUCUCGCAGUGGCCCGUGCAGCACGAGAUUAGCAACAAAUUGCCGCUGAGCUGUUUGUCCUGGAACACUUCCACUUACAUGGUCACCCAGCUGCUGGCGGCGGGCAGUGACGAGGCGGCCACGCCUACUGGCAAGGUGUUCUUGUUUGCCUACAGCGAGAAUUCCCGGAAGUGCGUUAAAAUCGAUACUGUCAAUGAUAUAACCGAUCCGGUCACGGAUGUGGCCUUUGCUCCAAAUGCCGGACGCACCUUCCACAUGCUGGCCGUGGCCAGCAAGGAUCUUUAUAUUGUGAACUUGCGGGGUGUAACGGACGCCACUGACAUCUCCAAGCUGGACAUUCAGACCAUUAAGUUUAGCGAGCACAAUUGCCCAGUGUGGCGCGUCUGCUGGAAUAUGCUGGCCACGAUGCUGAUCUCCACGGGCGACGACGGUUGUGUGCGUCUGUGGCGAAUGAACUACAACCGGCAGUGGCGCUGUGCCGCCGUCUUGAAGGCAGAGGGCAGCGGACCCACCUACGAGCCUGCUCCGCCCACUCCGACACUGGCCACUACCGCCUCGGCCACGGCCAAGUUCUACAAGAAGGGCACCAUCGGCAACCAGGUGCCGUGGCACUGAUCUUGUUCUUAAUUUUAAGAGUCCCGAAUAAAUUCCUAAGUUAAACCUCA
Messenger RNA from Drosophila mauritiana, 1286 nucleotides. It is a transcript of the gene Nup44A, whose product is annotated as nucleoporin seh1. Gene Ontology annotation, molecular function: protein binding; structural molecule activity. The transcript is spliced from 4 exons. Bases 172 to 1236 code for a protein of 354 amino acids. Gene Ontology annotation, cellular component: Seh1-associated complex; nuclear pore outer ring. Gene Ontology annotation, biological process: positive regulation of TORC1 signaling; cellular response to amino acid starvation. The record is from RefSeq and is a predicted model, not a curated record. Lineage: Eukaryota; Metazoa; Arthropoda; Insecta; Diptera; Drosophilidae.